CUGAUGGGUCCAUUGCCGCACUUGAUUCGCAACAGCAAUAGCUAUGGUAGCGAUACCACCCCAACGUUUGAACUAGAUGAACUAGAGAUUCAAAAAGGAUUACUGCAAAUCGGAAAAGGUUUGCAGUUUUUCAACGAUGCACGAGUGGUUCAUCAUAACUUGACUCCAGACGCCGUGUUUGUCAAUGCCAAGGGUGAUUGGAAAAUUGGAGGGGUUCAGUAUCUUUCUCAAUAAUACCAAUGAGACGCCCAAUGAUUCUUAUUUUGAAGUCAAUGACUAUUUGCCAGAGCCAUGUCAGAUCAACUUGGAUUAUACAGCACCUGAAUUCGUCAUGGACAAUGAAAUAACGCAAGCCAAUGACAUGUUUGCACUCGGCUGCCUGGCUUAUGCCGUCCAUAACCAGGGCCAAUCUCUGCUGCAAACAUUCAAUAAUCGACGGACAUAUGAGCGCAAGAUCCAAGCGUUAUCAACCAUGGAAUUCGGAAAAAUGCCAUAUCACUUGCAAGAUGUCCUUCGCCGGUUACUGACGCGGUACCCUUCUCAACGUAUUACGGCGGCUGAAUUUCAGAACUCGAAAUAUUUUGACAAUAUCCUGGUUUCCACCAUGCGAUUUCUGGAAUCAUUUGCGGAAAAAACUCGUGAGGAAAAGGCGCAAUUCAUGAAAGGGUUAUCGCGCGUCUUGGGUCAAUUCCCUGAACGUGUACUAAAACGCAAAAUCUUACCUUCCCUCUUGGAAGAAUUGAAGAACCACCAAUUGCUCCCUUACACCAUCCCCAACAUCUUUAUUAUCAUUCAACAACUGACGCCCCAAGAAUUUUGUGAUCUUGUACUGCCAUCUUUGAAACCGGUUUUCCUUGUUCGCGAUCCUCCACAAAACAUGAUCGUGCUGCUGGAAAAAUUAGACGUGCUUCAGCAGAAAACUCCACGCGAAGUCUUUCGUGAUGAUGUGAUGCCGUUGGUCUAUGCUGCUCUUGAGACUCCGACGGCUAUGGUUCAAGAAAAAGCAUUACGUAUUGUACCCUUACUAGCUGAAUCACUCGAUUAUACCACUGUCAAAAAUUCUUUAUUCCCCCGAGUCCAGACUUUGUUCGUACAAACCACCGUCCUGUCAGUAAAAGUCAGCACAUUGAUCUGUUUUCAUUCCAUGAUUAAAGUAGUGGACAAGUUUACUAUGCAAGAAAAAUUGGUCCCGCUUCUCAAAAAUAUCAAGACAAAGGAGCCGGCGGUCAUGUUAGCUACCUUGGCUGUUUACGAUGAAAUGGGAAAACAUCUCGACAAGGAAAUCGUAGCUACUGAAAUUUUACCGCAACUGUGGAGAAUGAGCUUUGGCCCCUUGCUCAAUCUUGAUCAGUUCCGGAAAUUCAUGCGAACCAUUCGAGAAUUGACGAAUCGGGUUGAAGAAGCGCAUACCCGUCAUUUGCAGGAAGUAAAGUCGCUUGAAGAUCAGACACGCAGUGUGAGCGCCACUCCCGAUUCUGUCAAAGGAGCGGCUGAUAUUAUUGUGGGAGACGAAAAUACAUCGUUUGAAGCGCUUGUUCAAGGCAAACCAGCAACGCCUCAGGUGGGUCACCUUCCUUCUGUGAUGGAUGCCAUGAAUGGUCCAUCCCAGUUGACCUCUGGCAGCGGAUGGUCGACGGCCAGCAGCAGUCCUGCCAUGCGUCCUUUGCAACCCAGUUCAGGCACCACUCAGUUGCGACCUUCGUCGCCGGCUGUGCUUCAGCAGCCAUCAUCACCUGGAUGGACAAACACGAUGUUGCCUACACCGACCCAAGCCCCCAAAUCGUCCAACACAUGGUCCGCAGCCAACACCUUUUCAGACUGGACCACGCCAUCCUCCAGUCCAUUCAUGAACCAACCUGCAUUGUCGACUCCAAGCUUACCUCCUCCUCCUUCGUCCUCCUUUGCCAAUUUAACCAUUCAGUCGAAACCAUCUCCCAACUAUUCCGCUUUGCAUACAUUGACAAGCCAUCAUCCAUCGACGCCCAGUACUGGUAUGGCAUUGCUGCAGCCUACUACCAGAUCAACCGCCACGUCCACCUCCAGCGCAUCUCAACCUGUAGGCCAUAAACUCAACAACUUGAAUGCGUUUGAUCCCCUCGGAUAAAACCGCAUAAUUUUUUGGUCAUCUUUUCAUCGACUUAAAUCUUUCUCAUCAUUGUCAUCACAGUCCUUUGUACUUAUAAAUCAUUGCAGACAGAAAAAAGAACACAUACCUAGAUAACUAUCUGCCUUGUAUAACAGAUCCCAUGUGUACCGCCUGUUGUGCAUAUCUUUGAACGAACCUGCUUGG
Molecule: messenger RNA, 2290 nt
Organism: Radiomyces spectabilis
Lineage: Eukaryota; Fungi; Mucoromycota; Mucoromycetes; Mucorales; Radiomycetaceae
Exons: 12
Coding region: 185-2104 (639 amino acids)
Biological process (GO): protein phosphorylation
Molecular function (GO): protein kinase activity; ATP binding
Source: RefSeq, a predicted model, not a curated record